Schizosaccharomyces osmophilus is the source of this 726-nucleotide messenger RNA. RefSeq names its product TFIID, TFIIF, Ino80, SWI/SNF, and NuA4 complex YEATS family subunit Tfg3 (gene tfg3). Gene Ontology annotation, molecular function: histone binding. Lineage: Eukaryota; Fungi; Ascomycota; Schizosaccharomycetes; Schizosaccharomycetales; Schizosaccharomycetaceae. The record is from RefSeq and is a predicted model, not a curated record. The coding region runs from base 1 to 726 and encodes 241 amino acids. The transcript has 6 exons. Gene Ontology annotation, cellular component: Swr1 complex; NuA4 histone acetyltransferase complex. Gene Ontology annotation, biological process: chromatin remodeling; regulation of transcription by RNA polymerase II.
AUGUCCACUAUUCAGAGAACGUUACGAUUAGUUACUGAUCAGCAUAUUUUGCCUGGAGGGGAAGCUGCUGUCCUAAAUGAUCAAAGCUAUGCUAUGCGAGAAUGGGCUAUCAAGCUUGUUUGCCUAGACGCUCAGCAAGAAGAAGUAGAUGCAAGUUUUAUUGAUCGUGUAACUUAUAAAUUACAUCCUACGUUUCAGAAUCCCACAAGGACUGUUCGUAAGCCUCCUUAUAUGAUUCGAGAACAAGGUUGGGGUGAAUUCGAAAUGGAAAUCAUCAUCUAUUAUGCGGACAAAGGUGGUGAAUACCGCUUUUCUCACUACUUGCACUUCCAACAAGAGCAUUAUCACGAAGACAUUGAUUUGACAAUUACUGCUGGUCGGCCAGGCUUGCUGAAAGCUUUAUCCCUCACAGGCCCCGUUCCUGGUUAUUCACCCGAGGCCGAAGAAAUAAGAAAGGACAAGCGAAAACCUGAAGUCGAUGCCGGUGCUGCAAAGAAAAAAACAAAGGCAAAACCUGUGGAUAUGGAAAAGCUGGCUGAUGGCCUUCAAAAAUUACAAGAAGAUGACCUUUUACAAGUUGUACAAAUGGUAAAUGAAAACAAGACUCCAGACAUGUACGUUCGUAACGAUAUUGAAGGAGGUGAAUUCCACAUUGACCUUUAUACUCUUCCCGAUAAUUUGCUUCUUUUAUUAUACAGCUUCUGUGCGAAACGCGUUACUAUGUAA